This is a messenger RNA of Baudoinia panamericana UAMH 10762, 2136 nucleotides long. RefSeq lists its product as uncharacterized. Gene Ontology annotation, molecular function: ATP binding; magnesium ion binding; hydroxyethylthiazole kinase activity. Gene Ontology annotation, cellular component: cytoplasm. The coding region runs from base 221 to 1780 and encodes 519 amino acids. The transcript has 2 exons. The record is from RefSeq and is a predicted model, not a curated record. NCBI's taxonomy places the organism in Eukaryota, Fungi, Ascomycota, Dothideomycetes, Mycosphaerellales, Teratosphaeriaceae. Gene Ontology annotation, biological process: thiamine biosynthetic process.
CUCCAUGCCUGUGACAUUGAGCCAAAAUUGCCGUGUUGGAUACUCAGGUCUGCAUACAGAAGCGUUUGAACAUUCUUUUGACUACGAAGCCUUCACGCAGUUGAUCUGAGCUCCAGUACACAGACUGUUGAGACUUACAUCACAUACCGUCAAAGCAUAUUCUCACUGUAGGUUGACUCUUCCAGCGCGCCUUCUACCCUCAAAAUAACGCUAGUAUAUCAUGCCAUCGAAAGAUGUGGAUUACUCGUGUUAUCUCGUUACGGACAGUACGCCUGCCAUCCUGGGCGAUAAAGACCUGGUGGCUGUCGUGAAAGCAGCGGUCGAAGGAGGCGCCACAAUCGUACAAUAUCGCGACAAGACCUCCGAAACGGCCGAGCUAGUGCAAGUGGCGAAGCAGCUACACCAAAUUACGAAGCGAGCUGGUGUGCCGCUUCUUAUCAAUGACCGCGUAGACGUGGCACUCGCUGCUGGAGUGGAGGGCGUGCACGUGGGCCAGGAUGACCUCGACCUCAAGACCACCCGCCGAAUUCUGGGUCCUGAUGCCAUCAUCGGCAUCACGGCGAACACUCUCGAGGAAGCGCUCGAGGCGGCCAGAGAUGGUGCCGACUACUUAGGUAUUGGUACCGUCUACGCCACCCCUACCAAAGAGAACACGAAAUCCAUCAUCGGCGCAGCAGGCGUCCAGCAGAUACUGACCGCUCUGGCUUCCGCUGGCCAUGAUGAAGUGAAGACUGUCGCAAUCGGGGGGAUCAACGCCCGGAAUGUUCAACGCAUCAUGUACCAAUGUGCAUCUCCCGAGAAGAAGCUCGAUGGCGUUGCAGUAGUCAGCGCUAUUAUGGCCUCAGAUGAUCCGAAAGACGCGACGCAACACCUUUGUAAGCUGAUCAGCCAGCCGCCUCCGUUCGUUACUCCUGUAUCGAGAGGUAAGCUCACUCGCGACGAGCUUGUGGCAAAAGCACCUGUGAUCGUGAAACGCAUGGCCCAAGCGAAGCCUCUUUGCCACAACAUGACCAAUCUGGUGGUACAGAACUUUGCGGCGAACGUGGCUUUAGCAGUCGGCUCCUCGCCCAUCAUGUCCAACAAUGGCCUUGAGGCUGCCGACCUUGCAGCAUUAGGCGGAAGUCUCGUCAUCAACAUGGGUACCACAACCCCCGAGAUGCGCGAGAAUCAUCUUAGGGCGCUCGCAGCGUACAACGCCGUUGGAAGUCCGACGCUCUUGGAUCCUGUCGGUGCAGGUGCAACGGCGCACAGGCGAGAAGGUGUCAAGGCGCUCAUGGCAGGUGGCUUCUUCGACGUCAUAAAAGGGAACGAAGGCGAGAUACGUACUGUGUCCGGAGCACAGGGUGUCAAGCAGCACGGCGUUGACAGUGGAGCCUCGCAGCUUAGUCUUGAGGAUAGAAUUCGGCUUGUCAAGGGCACAGCUGCGCGCGAGCGAAACAUUAUCCUCAUGACAGGCAGCACGGAUGUCAUCUCGGACGGCGAGCGAACAUUCACCAUCAACAACGGUCACCCGUACCUUGGCGAAAUCACGGGCAGUGGCUGCACCCUUGGGACUACCAUCGCAAGCAUGAUGGCGGCAGAGAGGGAAGACAAGCUGCUCGCGGCCUUGACUGGCAUUCUAAUGUAUGAGAUUGCGGCCGAACGCGCAGGCGUGCGCGAAGAAGUGAAGGGCCCGGGUACCUUCGUACCUGCCUUCAUCGACGAGCUGUACCGCAUCCGACAAGAAUGCGUCAACAACGAAACAAGAUGGGCGCAAACUGCGAAGGUGGACUUAGUCUGAUAAGCUGACACCAGACCCACCGCUCAUAGCUUACUCUUCCCACCGAACACAACACCUUCAACCCACUCGCAGAUAAUCGCAUUAGUUUGUUUUGGCGUAUGCCACAGCGCCCAAUGACUAGCAUCCACCUCGCCUCGCGUGAGGUUUGGGAUGGCUUUCUCCAUGUUCUUGCUCAUUUCCGGUCGCAGGAUAUCAUCCCGCAAUGCCUGGACGAAGAGCACAGGCUGUUGCAAGCCUCGGCGGCAUUCAGACGGCAUGGAGAGCUCCUGCUCCCAAUUCACUUUGCGUGUACGAUACCAAUUGCAUGGUCCGUUGACGCCAUUGCGAGCAAAUUCUCGUACGUAGUAGUCGAGCUC